AUGAGACUUAUUGUGCUACCGCUAACGCGCAAUAGGUCAAUUCUAUACUGUCAACAGGCCCUUCUGCCCAAGGUCCGAUCAAAGCCGCGGUUCGAUGACCGUGUCGCUGCCAAAGCGGCAAAAACAUGGGCGAAUUUCGAGUCCUCGCCAACCAAAUGGAAACAACGGCUCGUCGCCGGCGUGAAUUGGGCACUUGAGCGAAUCCCGUACGAGGAAUGGUCUCUCAAAACAGUUCCUUCGCAGAACACUUAUAUGCGUAAAGUGCAGGAAACCGGUGAUUUAGUCGCGCCCAAAGAGCUUCUGGCGAGCGGGGUUUCGGCCAAAGACCUCGAGCCAUUAGAGUUGGUGUACCCCACCACUGCUAUGACAUUUGAGCAAGCACGCUCGGAGCUAGGCAAAUUUGCAACCGCUGGCAUUUCCAGGCACAAAACCCACAUGCUCUACUGUGCAGUCGGGUUGCCAUUGACAUUGCCUAUCGCCCUUGUACCAGUUGUGCCCAAUGUCCCCGGAUUUUACCUCUUGUAUCGUUUGUGGUCUAACUGGAAAGCGUGGGAAGGUGCAAAGCACCUGGACCAUCUUUUGGCCGACACCCAUCUUAAAGGCUGCCAGCUGCCCGCUCUCGAUUAUAUCUACCAAGAUGGCCGGCCUGAAAUGAUUUUGGAAGAUCAGGUUAAAGUAAUUGAGCGUAUAUUUGGAAUCGAUGGUCUUGGCCAAGAACUUACCAGGGCCCUACAUCAAUGUCAGAAUAGACAGACGAAUCAGCAGCCUGAACGCUAA
Wickerhamiella sorbophila is the source of this 777-nucleotide messenger RNA. RefSeq lists its product as hypothetical. Bases 1 to 777 code for a protein of 258 amino acids. The transcript has a single exon. Gene Ontology annotation, cellular component: mitochondrial inner membrane. The record is from RefSeq and is a predicted model, not a curated record. Gene Ontology annotation, biological process: potassium ion transport; proton transmembrane transport. NCBI's taxonomy places the organism in Eukaryota, Fungi, Ascomycota, Dipodascomycetes, Dipodascales, Trichomonascaceae.